Messenger RNA from Pteropus alecto (black flying fox), 3668 nucleotides. RefSeq names its product peroxisomal biogenesis factor 5 (gene PEX5). NCBI's taxonomy places the organism in Eukaryota, Metazoa, Chordata, Mammalia, Chiroptera, Pteropodidae. Gene Ontology annotation, cellular component: cytosol; peroxisomal membrane. The record is from RefSeq and is a predicted model, not a curated record. Gene Ontology annotation, molecular function: protein binding. Gene Ontology annotation, biological process: protein import into peroxisome matrix, docking. The coding region runs from base 175 to 2097 and encodes 640 amino acids. The transcript has 16 exons.
GCCCCUUAAAACAGUUUACGCGACUCAGCGACAGCAGCGCGGCGGUCACGGCCCCUUUAAGCUCGAGCUCCUCCCCUGGCUCCCAGUCCCCCUCCUUUCCUUUCCCCCUCCAGCCGGCACCUGGUGCCCCGGCGGGUCGUGCGGCGCGACGCGCGGCGAGCGCUGGCGGUCACCAUGGCAAUGCGGGAGCUGGUGGAGGCCGAAUGCGGGGGUGCCAACCCGCUCAUGAAGCUGGCGGGGCACUUCACCCAGGACAAGGCCCUGCGUCAGGAGGGGUUAAGGCCUGGCCCCUGGCCCCCAGGAACCCCAGCCUCCGAGGCGGUCUCUAAGCCUUUGGGAGUGGCCUCUGAGGAUGAGUUGGUGGCUGAGUUCCUCCAGGACCAGAAUGUACCAGUUGUAUCCCGUGCCCCUCAGACCUUCAAGAUGGAUGACCUCCUGGCAGAGAUGCAGGAGAUUGAACAGUCAAGCUUUCGCCACGCACCCCAGAGAGCCCCUGGUGUGGCAGACUUGGCCUUGUCUGAGAACUGGGCCCAAGAGUUUCUUGCAGCUGGAGAUGCUGUGGAUGUAACUCAGGAUUAUAAUGAGACUGACUGGUCCCAAGAAUUCAUCUCUGAAGUUACAGACCCCUUGUCUGUGUCCCCUGCCCGCUGGGCUGAGGAAUAUCUGGAGCAGUCAGAGGAGAAGCUGUGGCUGGGAGAGCCUGAGGGAACAGCUGCCACUGAUCGCUGGUCUGAUGAAUAUCAUCCUGAGGAGGACCUGCAGCACAUGGCCAGUGACUUUGUGGCCAAAGUGGAUGACCCCAAAUUGGCUAACUCUGAGUUCCUGAAAUUCGUGCGGCAGAUUGGCGAGGGGCAGGUGUCCCUGGAGUCCGGUGCAGGGUCGGGCCAAGCUCAGGCAGAACAGUGGGCAGCAGAGUUUAUACAGCAGCAGGGUACAUCAGAUGCCUGGGUUGACCAGUUUACGAGACCAGUAAACACAUCUGCCCUUGAUGUGGAAUUUGAACGAGCCAAAUCGGCUAUAGAGUCUGAUGUCGACUUCUGGGACAAGCUGCAGGCCGAGUUGGAGGAGAUGGCAAAACGGGAAGCCGAGGCUCACCCCUGGCUUUCUGAGUAUGACGACCUCACAACCGCUUCCUAUGAUAAGGGGUACCAGUUUGAGGAGGAGAACCCCCUGCGUGACCACCCCCAGCCUUUUGAGGAAGGGCUGCGGCGACUUCAGGAGGGGGACCUGCCAAAUGCUGUGCUCCUUUUUGAGGCAGCCGUGCAGCAUGAUCCUAAGCACAUGGAAGCUUGGCAGUAUCUGGGUACCACCCAGGCAGAAAAUGAACAGGAACUGUUAGCCAUCAGCGCACUGCGGAAGUGUCUGGAGCUAAAGCCAGAUAACCGGACAGCACUGAUGGCGCUGGCUGUCAGCUUCACCAACGAGUCCCUGCAGCGACAGGCCUGUGAAACCCUGCGAGACUGGCUGCGCUACACACCAGCCUAUGCCCAUCUGGUGGUGUCUGGGGAAGAAGGGGCUAGUGGGGCAGGACUGGGCCCCAGCAAGCGCAUCCUGGGCUCUCUGUUGUCUGACUCCCUGUUUCUUGAAGUGAAAGAGCUUUUCCUGGCAGCUGUGCGCCUGGACCCUACGUCCAUUGACCCUGAUGUACAGUGUGGGCUGGGAGUCCUUUUCAACCUGAGUGGGGAGUAUGACAAGGCAGUGGACUGUUUCACAGCUGCCCUCAGCGUUCGUCCCAAUGACUACUUGCUGUGGAAUAAGCUAGGGGCCACCCUGGCCAAUGGAAACCAGAGUGAAGAAGCAGUAGCUGCAUACCGUCGGGCCCUUGAGCUACAGCCUGGCUAUAUACGGUCCCGCUAUAACCUGGGCAUCAGCUGCAUCAACCUUGGGGCUCACCGGGAGGCUGUGGAACACUUUUUGGAGGCCCUGAACAUGCAGAGGAAAAGCCGGGGCCCUCGGGGUGAAGGGGGCGCCAUGUCAGAGAACAUCUGGAGCACUCUGCGUUUGGCAUUGUCUAUGUUAGGCCAGAGCGAUGCCUAUGGGGCAGCUGAUGCCCGGGAUCUGUCCACUCUCUUAGCUAUGUUUGGGCUACCCCAGUGACAGUGGGAUGGGCUGCCCUGUGAGUGUCUGCCUGGAGGGGUCCCUGCUUUGGACGUGACUCCCUCUCCCCAAAUGGGCCUACCAAGGGGGUGGGCUGAUGACCAUAAGUGGUACGGCCUCUCAGGAGCUGCCUCAGUGUAGAGUGGGUGGUCUGUGUUCUAGCUCCUACAUAAUUGUAGGAAAAUGAGCUGUGUUGUCUCUGAGACCCUUGGUAAUUCAAGGGCUGCACAUCCAGCUACAGAUUUCUCUGCUCGUCAUGCUCUUUCUUGGUGCUGCUUUUUGGAUAGGACCCAGAGAUAUAGGGUAACUGUUGUCAUCAGCUGCCAUUUCUGAUAGAGUCAACCACAUAUGUAAUGUCUGUUCUUUCCCCCACUUUUACUGGGAGUUGAUAAACCGUACAGCUUCCUUGGGCAGCGUGUGUAGGAGGUUCUUCUAUUAUGUGCCUCCGUGGUGACUAUAUCUAUGAUGGGAUGUGUCAGGAGUUGGCCUUUUUGAUUUAAAUGUUGAUUUGGCUCAGCAGAGCUGCUGAGUUUUGAUAAGGGUGCUUAUAGUUCUGUCAUUCUUGGACCUCUCCUGGCCUUCUCGGGUGCCCUGGGAAUGAUGCUGUAUGCAGUAAUGCUGGCAUCAUUAUUGUAGGGGAAUGUAAGAGCUGCUUGAGUCAGUGUUAGGGUGUGGGGUAGGAGGAAGGCUCAUUAUAGAGUGAGCCUAGAAGAAACCAGAUGGGAUCAGAUCAAGGGCUCUGUGCUGAGGCCUUUGGUAAGAGGACAGAGCAGUAGGAUGAGGGAUCCGAUGAGUGCAGCAGGGUCUGCUCCUCUUAGGCCUGCGAGUAGGGAUGGAGCUAGAAAGCACUUCUAGAAAGUUGGUUUAGAGAUUGCCAUCUUGCCAAAUUCCUAGCAAAGAGAGAGUUCAGUGUUACCUCAAGCCUUUGCUGUACUUCUUGAAAUGUUUCUAGGUGAGAGUGUGAAAAAUCCCUUCCAGAAGAUUGAGGUAAGAUGAGGCAGCAGCUUGGAUUCUUCUCAACUGUCCCCUGCUUGGGUUGCUACACUGACCCCCAGAAAUGACUGCUGAGCCUCUUGCCUUGUCUUCAGGAGCUAAUGAUCAGAGAGAUUUCAUUUUAAACUACCAUGGUCCUGAGGGUUCGUCCUGAAAUUUAUUUUUCUUUGUAUGAAUAUGUGUACAUGAUUUAAAAAUAAAAAUGUAAAAUAUUUGUAUGAAGAAUAAAUCAAACUGACGUGGAACUGAGUUCUGCUGCCAGGCGUGAUGUUGGGGGUGGGGGUUGGUGUUUGGAGGCCUUGUGCACAACAACUGUCCUCUUCUUUCUUUAUCUUUCAGAUUCUCAUUGGUAUAUUGAUCAUCCAUCCAUCCAGUAAUUAUUAAUCACCUAAUACAUGCUAGGUACUAUGAAUGAGAUGGACAGCGUCUCUGUGUUCAUGGAGCUUAUGGCUUAGCAGGAGAGACAGACGUUUUACAAUCAUAUGCAUUUUUUAUACUUGUAUUCUAUAAGGGAAAAUACGGGGUGCUCUGUCAUUGUUUGGUAUUGUUUUAUUGUGAAUUACAUGAGUGAAUUUUUA